UGUCCCAACCUGCAGAUGUCACUACUUGCGCGCGAGUUGAUAUAUCGUCUGGUUAUGAUGUCCCGGAUCGAUUGGAAGUAGAGCCUAGUUACGUGUCAAGAUCGUAGUUUGUGAAUAUUUACGUGUAUGAAUCGUCGUGGUCGAACGUGUAGAUUGACGUCCUAACGGUGGAGAAGUUUUCUUACAAAGUCACACACACAAAUUUCUUUAUUUUCUCUCACGUGUGUGACAAUUCACUGCUAUACUUAGAGCACCAUAAUUGCUGGUUAGGAAAAGUAGCGGCGAUAUUUAAACAUGGAUAUAAUCCUGGUGCGCGGGCUCAGAUUUAGCUCUGAUUUGCGCAACGUUCCGACAUUAUUAACAAAAUAUUUCCCAUUAUCGGCGUGUUGUACAUGUCGCGUUGAGACGAUGCGUUGGGAAACCACAAGAAUAUUACGAACGCCGGCCAGCACAGUACGCAGUAUCAAGCUUGUCUCACUUGCAGAAAAGUAUCCCCUUUACAGGAUUGCAUCACAUAACUCUUUAGGCUUCGUAAAUCACAUACUGGCGUGUCAAAGGUCAUUGAAAGAAAACGUUAACAAACAUGGAAUUACCCUGGCAUACUACUCGGAUUUUAAGCAGAAAUCCGAGAGCGAUUACCAAAAGCCUCAAGAAAAGCAAAAAGUAUCAAUAUUUCAAAAGAUGAAACAAAUGACCAAAGACUACUGGCAUGUAUUAAUACCUGUGCACGUUGUCACUUCCAUAGGAUGGGUAGCUAUAUUUUAUACUGCUGUUAGGAAUGGUGUGGAUAUAGUACAAUUAUUGGAAUAUAUGAAUUUUAGUGGAAAAUAUGUAGAUGUAGUAUGUAACUCUGGAGCUGGCGACUGGGCUAUAACUUAUGCGCUUUAUAAGAUAUUUACUCCACUUAGAUACACAGUUACUAUUGGAGGCACAACCAUGGCUAUCAGACAUCUGAGCAAAUUAGGCUACGUGAAGGCGCCAUCAUUCAAACGUCAGUCAGCAGAGCCUACGCGCAAAAUCAUGACCAAUACAGUCAAUGAAAUCUGCAGCGGAACACGAGACAAAAUUCAAGGCAGAGUGUAAAACGGAGCGGCACACAGAACCGCCGAAACCAUAAUAUAUUGCCCGCACUAUGUCAGACCUAUGAGUUGGAUUCAAUGUAGCUCGGGAUUCAAUUAUACAAUACCAUCGAUGUACAUUUCGCAUUGUAAAUUAUGUGUGUCCUGAUAAAUAUUCACUUGCUUUUACCUC
Odontomachus brunneus is the source of this 1251-nucleotide messenger RNA. RefSeq lists its product as uncharacterized. Lineage: Eukaryota; Metazoa; Arthropoda; Insecta; Hymenoptera; Formicidae. The coding region runs from base 295 to 1083 and encodes 262 amino acids. The record is from RefSeq and is a predicted model, not a curated record. The transcript has 5 exons. Gene Ontology annotation, cellular component: mitochondrion.